Molecule: messenger RNA, 2482 nt
Organism: Corylus avellana
Lineage: Eukaryota; Viridiplantae; Streptophyta; Magnoliopsida; Fagales; Betulaceae
Gene: A/N-INVA
Product: Plant neutral invertase family protein
Biological process (GO): sucrose catabolic process
Cellular component (GO): mitochondrion
Molecular function (GO): endo-alpha-N-acetylgalactosaminidase activity; sucrose alpha-glucosidase activity
Source: RefSeq, a predicted model, not a curated record
CGCACUUUUUCCAACCAUUCCUUUGUUCUCCGGCUCUCACACCGUAUGCUUUUGCUGCAACGUUUCAAAUCAAAUUCCCAAUUCUCCAUCAUCAAACUUGGCAAUAUUCACAGAGUCUCCUAUGCAUAUGGGUAAUUGAUUCCAACACACAACUGUUCCUGCUUUUGCAAUCCCAAUAACUUUGUUAUGAACAUAAUCAGAAUCCUUACUAAAUCAACCAUGAAACCCACCUGUAGAAUCUUCCUAUCUCAUCGAAACUCGUUGUUUUUCAAUACUAACUACCAAUCCAACAUCGACCCUCUUCGAGUCUUGGGCUCUCUUCGCGGGAUUCACAAUACCCACAAAGCCUUUCGAUUGCCCGGCUCGGGUUUUGGCCAAUCCAAGGUCAUAACAAGGCCUAAUGAUGGCUUUGGCUCGACACCCAGUAGGGUCGUCUUGGUUCUCUCUCGGGUCGCGUCGUAUUCGACGACGGUAGAGACCCGAGUGAAUGACAAAAGCUUCGAGAGAAUCUACGUUCAAGGUGGUGCUGGUGUGAAUGUGAAGCCGUUGGUGGUGGAGAGAAUUGACAAUGAUGAGAAUAUAAUCGGUGAAGAAGAGUCUAGGAUAGAGGUUAACGGUGAUGGUGUUGGUGGUGGGCAUGCAAAUGUAGGGAACUCGGAAGGUUUGAGUGAAUCCAAGGUGGCAAGGGAGGAGAGUCAGGCCGAGAAGGAGGCGUGGACGUUGCUGAGAGAGGCGGUGGUGAUGUAUUGUGGAACUCCAGUGGGGACGGUGGCGGCCAAUGACCCGGGGGAUAAGCAGCCGUUGAAUUAUGAUCAAGUGUUUAUAAGGGACUUUGUCCCCUCCGCUCUCACCUUCUUGCUGAAGGGAGAGGGAGAGAUUGUGAGGAACUUUCUCCUUCAUACGCUGCAAUUGCAGAGUUGGGAGAAAACAGUGGACUGCUACAGCCCAGGGCAGGGCUUGAUGCCUGCAAGUUUUAAAGUUAGAACUGUGGCUCUCGAUGAAAAUAAGUAUGAAGAAGUUCUAGAUCCUGAUUUUGGUGAAUCAGCAAUUGGUCGUGUUGCACCUGUGGAUUCUGGGUUGUGGUGGAUUAUCCUGUUGAGGGCUUAUGGAAAACUCACUGGUGACUAUGCAUUACAAGAAAGGGUGGAUGUUCAGACGGGCUUAAAAAUGAUACUGAACUUGUGUUUAACUGAUGGAUUUGAUAUGUUUCCUUCUCUGUUAGUCACUGAUGGCUCCUGUAUGAUAGACCGGCGGAUGGGUAUUCAUGGUCACCCUCUCGAGAUCCAAGCCCUAUUUUACUCAGCUCUACGGUGCUCCCGUGAGAUGCUAGCUGUAAAUGAUGGAUCCAACAAUUUGGUGAGGGCCAUCAACAACAGACUCAGCGCACUGUCAUUCCACAUCAGAGAAUAUUAUUGGGUGGAUAUGAAAAAAAUAAAUGAGAUUUACCGAUAUAAAACGGAGGAGUACUCAAUGGAUGCCAUCAACAAGUUCAAUAUCUAUCCUGAACAAAUUCCUUCUUGGCUGAUGGAUUGGAUUCCAGAGAAAGGUGGCUAUAUGAUGGGCAAUCUACAGCCUGCUCACAUGGAUUUUAGGUUUUUCACACUUGGAAAUCUUUGGUCCAUUGUUUCAUCUUUGGGUACUCCAAAACAAAAUACAGCUAUAUUAAAUCUCAUUGAAGCCAAAUGGGAUGAUAUUGUGGGGCAUAUGCCUCUGAAGAUAGGUUACCCUGCCGUAGAAAAUGAGGAGUGGCGUAUAAUCACUGGCAGUGACCCGAAGAAUACCCCAUGGUCAUAUCAUAAUGGCGGAUCCUGGCCAACACUCCUGUGGCAGUUCACGUUGGCUUGCAUCAAGAUGGGCCGAUUAGAACUAGCUCAAAAGGCUGUCGCCUUAGCUGAGAAGAGGCUUCCACUUGAUCGUUGGCCUGAAUAUUAUGAUACUCGGACAGGGAAGUUUAUUGGAAAGCAGGCUCGACUUUACCAAACGUGGACUAUUGCUGGGUUCCUUGCAUCUAAAAUGCUCUUGGAGAAUCCAGAGAUGGCUUCUUUGUUAUUCUGGGAGGAGGAUUAUGAACUUCUUGAGAUCUGUGUUUGUGCGCUUAGCAAGAGCGGUCGGAAGAAAUGCUCCCGCUUUGCGGCAAAGUCUCAAAUACUUGUGUAAUGAGACCUUCAGUUUUUGGGAAGGAGAAAGACAAUGCCUUUGUACUGUACAGCUACAAGUAAAGGGUAGAUCUCUAAACCGUGUAACCUAAAGCAUUGGUUUUAUGAGUCACUUAGCAGUCUCAUUUGUUAUCCGAUCAAUUGAUGUUGUUGAUCGAUUUUAGAGGUUAAAAUGACUAUAUGUUGAGAGUGCCUCCAUUUUAUGGCACCUUGAGGUGGUCAUACUUCAUAUAUGUAAAUUUUUAACAAGUAUAACAUGUUUUCAUAUUUUUUCUCCCAUGACAAUGGCAAUGGGAAAGAUAUAAAAGCAGGAUUCUUUAUAGUAA